This is a messenger RNA of Periophthalmus magnuspinnatus, 702 nucleotides long. RefSeq names its product transcription factor BTF3-like. The record is from RefSeq and is a predicted model, not a curated record. NCBI's taxonomy places the organism in Eukaryota, Metazoa, Chordata, Actinopteri, Gobiiformes, Gobiidae. The transcript has 6 exons. The coding region runs from base 63 to 551 and encodes 162 amino acids. Gene Ontology annotation, cellular component: cytosol; nascent polypeptide-associated complex.
GAACUGCGUCACUUCCGGUCUCUUGACUCGCAUAGUCCGCGUGUUUACAGUGCUACUCCCAGAUGAAGGAAUUAAUAAUGAACCAAGAGAAACUUGCCAAAUUGCAGGCUGAAGUCCGCAUUGGUGGCAAGGGAACUGCACGCAGGAAGAAGAAGCUGGUCCAUAGAACAACUACAGCUGAUGACAAGAAGCUGCAGUUGUCACUGAAAAAACUGGGGGUCAACAGCAUCUCUGGGAUUGAGGAAGUAAAUAUGUUCACAAAUCAAGGAACAGUAAUUCACUUCAAUAAUCCAAAGGUUCAAGCCUCACUCUCCGCCAACACCUUUACCAUCACAGGCCAUGCUGAAAACAAAGAACUGACUGAGAUGCUGCCAGGAAUCCUACAUCAGCUUGGAGCUGAAAGUUUAACAACUCUGAGGAGAUUGGCAGACACCUUACCUAAAAUGGAUGGAGAAAACAGAGCUCCACUUGUUGCUGCAGAAGAAGAGGAUGAUGAAGUUCCAGAUCUUGUGGAAAACUUUGAUGAAGCUUCAAAAAAUGAGAUUAAGUGAGACAAACUGACAACCUCCCUGGUCCUGGACGUCACUAUGGACAUUUUAACACUUUUUUCCUUCAUGUUUUUUAUUCCUUCUCAACUGUUAUUUCAUUCUAAUUCUUAUUUAGUAAAAUAUAACAUAAUCAAUAAACCUUACACUAUCAACA